AUGCCGCUUUCGUCCCACCAGCAGAGCAUGCAGACUAACCAGGUGGCAUUCUGCUUUAGCGGCACCAAGAUCUUCCUGACCACCUCUGAGGGCCGGAUUCGCAUCUUGUCGUAUCCUGAUUUUCGGCCGCUGUUGACGCAGCCCCAGGGGGGUCAGGACCACGAGUUCAUGCUCAGCGGGCAUACCUCGUCGUGCUUGACGGUUGAGAUGCAGCCCACUGCUCGUUAUCUGGCCACGGGCGGUUCGGAUUCCAUCAUAGCCUUGUGGGAUACGAGCGAUUGGGUGUGCCAGAGGACGUUGACGAGGAUGACUGGUCCGGUGAGGAGUAUCAGCUUCACGUUUGAUGGGAGUUAUAUAGUCGGCGGUAGCGACGAAGGAAACGGCUUGGAGGUAUCGCACGUAGAGACAGGCGAACAUGUCCACACAUUCAAGACGGCAGGCUCGUCGCCUGUCGUCGCAUGGGCUCCAACCCGCUAUUGCCUGGCGUACAGCGACCUGGGUAUCCUGCGGAUUGUCGGUGUGGACGUUGACAGGAAGUAA
Metarhizium album ARSEF 1941 is the source of this 540-nucleotide messenger RNA. RefSeq names its product THO complex subunit 3. Lineage: Eukaryota; Fungi; Ascomycota; Sordariomycetes; Hypocreales; Clavicipitaceae. Gene Ontology annotation, biological process: mRNA export from nucleus. The transcript has 3 exons. The record is from RefSeq and is a predicted model, not a curated record. Gene Ontology annotation, cellular component: THO complex part of transcription export complex. Bases 1 to 540 code for a protein of 179 amino acids. Gene Ontology annotation, molecular function: protein binding.